AUGCCGGCUGGGAUGACUGCUCGGGAAGCUUUCUGGGGGCUUCUCAGGGCAAAUGACCUGCACUGCGUUGGGGAGAAGAACCUCGCCCCGUAUCAGCCCGAUCUUCUGAAGAUCGUGAAGGGCAAGACGGCGUCAAAGCCCGCCGUCGAUUUGCUGCCGCCCGAGGAGGCGGCCUUCUUGCUUGAUCCGGAUAGGUACCUCGUUCGCUCGCAACCCGAGAUCGAUGCCUGGAAUGAGGAGCACCCGACUUUCAGGCCCUACUGGGACCCCCACUUGCGACAGGAUCGGUCGGCGCGGCUCGACCUCUACCGUAAGCUCUAUGACAAGGGACUCCUGGGGUUCAGAACUCGUAUCAAGGCGAAGGUGGGGAUAUUCUUUGUGUGGAAGUCGUCUCGUCGUGGGAUCAGGCUUAUCGCGGACGCCCAGAUGCCGAGCGGGCACCACCGCUUGCCGCCGAAGACUAGACUAGGGGGAGCUGGCGCCCUCUCGCAGCUGGACGGCUGGCUCGACCAGGAUGAGCUCGCCAGCUUGGCGCAGGGGUGUGGCCCGAUUGCCGAGGUCCCGAACCUCUCCGUCUGUGUUGGUGACGUGGAGGACGCCUUCUAUCAGUUCUCGGUCGAGUCGAUGGCCGAGUGGUUCGGCCUAGACGACCCCGUCCGAUGCUCCGAGUUCGGCCUCUCGCAGAUCUUCGACAACGACCUCGAGAGGCUUCGCCCUGCCGGGCCCACGGAGAAAGUGUUUCCUGUCUUUCUUGGGACGCCACAAGGCUGGUCCUGGGCCCUGCACUUCUGCACCACCUCGGUGAAGCACUUCACCUCCGUGGCUAUCGGGGGGAAGCAUCGGCUGGUGCAAGAGGGGCUCCCCGCUCCUGAUCUUCGAUCUGGUCCCGUCUCGAGUGUCUAUGUGGAUAACCUUGCCACAGUCGGUCUCUCGUGCUCCGAGGUUUCGUCAGAUUACGCUGCGAUCAAGAGGGAGCUUGAGAGCGUGGGGUUCACGUUGCACGAGGAGGGCGGGGACGCCCUGCUGGUCGAGAAUGUGGGCAUCGUGAUAGACAAGAGCAGGUGCAGCAUUCGUCGCAAGCCUGAGAGGGCGUGGCGGUUGUAUCUUGGGAUUAAGUAUCUUCUGAAGUUGCGCCAGGUGACUGGAGAGGCAGUUCGUGUUUUGCUGGGUCACUGCAUCCACUACCUUGUCCUCCUGAGGCCGGCGAUGUCUGUCUUUGCCCACGCCUAUCGGCUUGUGAAGCGUGAGUUCCGCGUGAUGGCGGGGCUCGUUUUCUUGGCCGAGGCACGGCUGUCCGUUCCGCCUUCGGAUCGAGCCUACUGUGGAGACGCGUCAGGGAAGGGAUACGCCGUCAUGGACACCCCCAUGGGCACCGCGGAGUUCCGAAAGCUUACUAGGUGGAAGGAGCGUUGGCGGUUCGUGGAGGUAGAGGGGGAUCGCGGGGACACCAUGAG
Molecule: messenger RNA, 1454 nt
Organism: Prorocentrum cordatum
Lineage: Eukaryota; Dinophyceae; Prorocentrales; Prorocentraceae
Source: the annotation of a GenBank genome assembly